Molecule: messenger RNA, 1155 nt
Organism: Peronospora matthiolae
Lineage: Eukaryota; Oomycota; Peronosporomycetes; Peronosporales; Peronosporaceae
Source: the annotation of a GenBank genome assembly
AUGAACAUGUUGGAUGAUGAAGAUGACCAAAGCUUUCACGCUAUGCGUGACGGCUACUCCCAUUUGAGCGAUGUCGAAUGGGAUGCGGUUGAACGGAUGGGUUCGACCAUGGGCAUCCAUGCUGUUAGCGUCAUGCUAGAGGCUCUCAAUAGAGAUGCCCAACAUGCUACUAUCGCCAAGUUCAUUCAAAAUGAACUUGACGCUGAACGCGAGAAAGUAGCCUUGCUUCACCAACAAGGUUCUCAACAAGCAGAGUUGUUGAGAGAACAGGGUGCUCAACAGUUUGAGCUGCUGAGACAGCAGCAGGCUGCUGCUGGUGGGUCGAUGCACUCGCGUCGACCCGAAACCUUGAAGAUUGACAUCUCCAAGUAUAGGGGGGUCGAAGAGGGCUCCCUCUUGAGAUGGUUCGUCGAAUUGGAUGACGCCAUAAGGGCGCGUCGCAUCGACGACGGGGAUAUGCAAGUUGCAUUUGCCCAGUCAAAUCUGGCAGGACGUGCCAAGACUUGGGCUUUGGGACUCAAGUUGCACGACCCAGAUGCGUUUGGGUCGUUGGAAGUCUUCAAGUCGCGGCUCAGACAAAAGUUUGAACCGCCUAGAGCUGAGUUCAGAGCUCGAACCGAACUCUUGAAGCUCAAACAGGGUAAGCGUGAUGUGCACGCUUACGCCCAACAUAUACGACAUCUUACGAGUUGUAUAAGUUCAAACCCGGUUGACGAACACACGUUGAUUUCGGUGUUCAUGCAGGGUCUUGCGGAUGGUCCCGUCCAGACUCACCUGUUCCGACUUGAACUAGAUUCACUAGAACAAGCCAUUUCCAUUGCGGAACAGGAAGACUUCAGUGUGAUACAGGCUCGCACCAGCUCGACAUCAUAUCGUCAACCGAGACGAUAUGACAGCGGAGGUCCAGAUCCAAUGGAACUCUGUUUUGUAGAGAGCGAGAAGGCUCGCUCUACAGACUACAAGAAGUUGCAGAGAUGCAACAGAUGUCAAAAGACAGGACACUACGCUUACGAGUGUAGUGCCCCUCGUCCAGUGUCUCGCAACACUGGGCGUAGUGACCGUCCACCCAUGAGAAAGGGGCAGGGACGCGAGCCCUCUGUUGGAGCAAAGACGCAACAACGGGAUGGACCGUCAAAAAACGGACAGGAUCAGUAG